Phyllopteryx taeniolatus (common seadragon) is the source of this 5986-nucleotide messenger RNA. RefSeq names its product mannosidase, alpha, class 1B, member 1a (gene man1b1a). NCBI's taxonomy places the organism in Eukaryota, Metazoa, Chordata, Actinopteri, Syngnathiformes, Syngnathidae. The record is from RefSeq and is a predicted model, not a curated record. Gene Ontology annotation, biological process: N-glycan processing; carbohydrate metabolic process. The coding region runs from base 307 to 2310 and encodes 667 amino acids. Gene Ontology annotation, molecular function: calcium ion binding; mannosyl-oligosaccharide 1,2-alpha-mannosidase activity. Gene Ontology annotation, cellular component: membrane; endoplasmic reticulum. The transcript has 15 exons.
AGAGCCCUCACGUGACGUCACGGGACACAUUACGUCCGGGUCCUUUGUAGCAUAUUUCUCCAAAAUAAUACGUCGUUUAAGUUUGUUGUUGUCACGUACUAGUCAGUAUCUUGUUUUUACACUUCUGGAAUUCGUGAAUUGAGAAUUUCCGAUUAGUUUUUUGAGGAGUCCUGUUAGGUCGAAUACUCGCCUGGCUCGCCAGCUAUCGCAAAUACAGUAGCUGGUUAGCUUCGACGAUAACGAUCGACGUGAGGAGCCAACUCGACAUAAAGCCUCGAUGAGCACCUUCUUCCCUCUAUUUGUGAUAUGAUGUAUCCACCAACCAGAAAGGACUUCAUCUCUCUUACCCUCACUGACCCAAACUGCCACAUUUACAACAAUGGGAAACACCGCAAACAGUCGUGCUGGAGGAAAUGGAAGCAGCUGUCUCGGCUCCAGCGAAGCAUUAUCCUCUUUCUUCUUGCGCUCACCCUCGUAUUGGCCCUCGUGUCUUAUUCCCGCCUAUCAAAGCAAAGGAUAGGUUUAUCAAAAAAGGAAGACUGGAUGGAAAUGAUUGACGAUGGGUUGAAGCCUGCAUUUCCUGAUGUAAAUCUUAAGCCAGUUGUAGGUCCAGAUUCCAUGACUGAAGUUAAAGGACCAAACAUCCUCAUUUUUCAAAAACCUCCCAUAAAUAAGAGGAUAUUUCCAAACAAGAGAGGUCCACCAAGCCUUCAGAAAAAUGGUAAUGUCUCACUCACAUUUCUUGUGGGAAGACAAGAAGUAGUACAAGAUGCAGAGGAGGAAAAUGGGGAUAAACAAAAAAAGUUGGUCAGCUGGCGAGGAGCAAUAAUUGAAGCCGAUCAAGUCACUGAGCCUCCACCCUCAGCCAAUGAGAAGGAUGCUGCAGCCCCCCCAGCACCAGAGAUUCUAGCUGGUUCUGUCCCAUUCACUGCUUCAUCUGGAGCUGUGGACAGGUUGGAGGCCGUACGUGAUGCCUUUCGACACGCGUGGAAGGGAUACAAGGACUACGCCUGGGGUCACGAUGAGCUCAAGCCUAUCUCAAAGUCUUAUAGCGAGUGGUUUGGUCUGGGUUUGACCCUCAUUGAUUCCCUGGACACGAUGUGGAUUAUGGACUUGAAAGAAGAGUUUGCAGAGGCAAAGCAAUGGAUAGAGAAGGAGCUCUCGUUCAACCAAAAUGUGGAUGUAAAUCUUUUCGAGACAACCAUACGUGUUCUUGGUGGUCUGCUGAGCACCUACCAUCUAACUGGAGACCAGCUGUUCCUAAAUAAAGCUAAAGACCUCGGGUCCAGGUUGAUGCCUGCCUUCAAAACACCCUCAAAGAUCCCAUUCUCUGACGUGAAUAUCGGGAAAGGAACAGCUCACCCGCCUCGAUGGACGUCUGACAGCUCUAUGGCAGAGGUCACUAGCAUUCAGUUGGAAUUUAGAGAGCUGAGCCGGCUCACUCAGGACCCCCAGUACAAGGAGGUUGUAGAUGAGGUAAUGAAGCAGGUUCACAAGCUUCCGGGCAAACACGAUGGUCUGAUACCAAUGUUCAUCAACACCAAUAGUGGCCAGUUCUCUCACAGAGGCAUCUACACACUGGGCGCCAGGGCGGACAGCUACUAUGAAUACCUGCUCAAGCAGUGGAUUCAGGGAGGCAAGACCGAAGAUGAGCUGUUGGAGGACUACAUUGAAGCAAUCAAUGGAGUAAAAAAACACCUUGUGAGACAGACUGGGCCACGCAAAUUGACCUUUGUUGGAGAGCUGUCCCAUAAUCGCUUCAGUCCCAAAAUGGACCACCUGGUAUGCUUCCUGCCAGGAACCCUGGCACUGGGAUCUUACAAUGACCUUCCGGGGGACCACAUGGAUUUAGCUGUACAGUUGAUGGAGACUUGUCACCACAUGUACACACAGAUGGAGACUGGACUUAGCCCAGAGAUCGCUCACUUCAACCUGCACGACACUGAUAGUAAUGACAUUAUUGUCAAGCCUGCAGACCGACAUAACCUGCUGAGACCCGAGACAGUGGAAAGUCUCUUCUACAUGUAUAGAUUGACAAAGAACCCCAAAUACAGAGAGUGGGGAUGGGAAAUUCUGCAGAGUUUCAACAAGUACACCAGGGUGUCCGACGGCGGUUACACAUCGAUCAACAACGUCCGUGACCCGGAGAACCCGGAGCCUAGAGACAAGAUGGAGAGUUUCUUUCUGGGUGAGACGUUGAAGUACUUCUACCUGCUCUUCUCUGACGACAUGGAGCUUCUCAGUCUGGACAAAUAUGUCUUCAACACUGAGGCCCACCCGCUCCCCAUAUGGCCCACACCGCCCGAGUGAUGGCACCGUACGGGAGGUCUCGACGGUUGACACAAGGCGGCUGGACAACGUGAGGGGCAGCUGUGGCGAAGGAUGCCUCCUGAAGUCCACCAUCAUCUCUACGGUCUCGAGCGUGUUCAGCUCCAGGUGGCGUCGGCCGCACCGCAGCUCCGGCCGCUACGCAGACUCGUCACCGUCCUCGAUGAGGCCGAUGACAGCGGUGUCAUCUGCAAACUUGAGGAGUUUGACAGCCGGGUGCAGUCUAGGUGAUUGGAAACAGAACAUUCCAUACAAACAAGACAAAUAAGCAUUACAAGAAAGCUCUGACUUGAAAUGACUCCUUUCAUAAAUGUGAAUAAUCUAACAACAUUGAUUUGUCAACUUGUAUUUGUGUUGAAACGCACUUUAUAUAUACAAUUAGCUACAAAAGUAAGAGGGUUGUUGAAAAAACAUUGAAAUGAUACUUUAUCCAUCCAUCCAUCCAUUUGGUGAGCCGCUUCUCCUCCAUCCCGGCUGCGAUCGGGCAGGAGGCGGGGUCCGCCCUGAACCGGUUGCCAGCCAAUCGCAGGGCACAUACAAACAAACAAUCAACCAUUCGCACUCACAGUCACACCUACGGGCAAUUUAGAGUCUCCAAUGAAUGCAUGUUUUUGGUCCAGGUUAAAAACUCUUCUGUGUUUGAGAGCAUUUUCAGUUUUAAAUGCUAUUUCUUGCACUGUACGUUGUUUUAAUUGUACUUGUAUUUUUCGCUUUGUUUUUUAAAUGUUUCUGAGCUGUUUUUUGUUGAUGUUUUGAAAUGCUUUUAAUCAAGUAAAGCAGAUUGAGUUACCUUGUGUAUGGAAUGUGCUCUAUAAAUAAAUCUGCUUUGCUUUGCACUUCUGUCAGAACAAAAAAUCAAUCUAUACGCAGAUAGAUUUCUUUUUUUUUUUGUCCUGUUCGGCUGUUAGGCCAAGCAGAAUGGAGGAUCUGUAGGCCUUUUAUGCCGGAACAGUUUUACUGUGUCACUGUGGAGUUUUUAAGCUUCCGCUGUGGUUUCUUAGCAUUAUAUACAAGUCAUUUGCAUAUUCAUGAGUUAUUUGUCACAAUAAGCGAGUGGCCCCACGCCCAGUGAAAGAGUCCCAGGGGUGUGUGCCUGCGGAAUCAUGCAAGUGAAUUUGACAAAUUCACAAAGACUGACAGACGUGUGCUGUAAUUGCUGUGCCCGCACCGCGGAGGCUGAGGAUCCCACACAAUCAAACGAGGGGCGAGAUCGGGCCCGGGGGUCCGCGCGAGAGCGGCCCGGUGGACAAGACACGUCCCACGCCGAGGGACCCGAGGCGCUCCGCCGGCCCCACCGAGGCGCCCCGACAACUGGCCACCCGGUGGGGGCCGUAGGGACCCAAACCAGGCAAGGACAAAAAAAAACACAGCAGGCCCCACAGCCCGCAGGGGACCACCUGCAGCGGGACGCAAGGACGGGAGAGAAGAGGAGGAAGCAGGCCUGAGGAGCGACAGGGGGGCCCCACCGCCCCUACCAUCAGCCAGAGCGGGGGACCCAGGUGGGCGCCAGCUGGCACCGCUCCAGCACCCACGGGACACGGGCGAGUCACCAUCACGCCGCCAAUACCCCAGUGGUUCCCCCCAACCCCCCAGCCCCGAGAUCGGGAAGGAGUGAAGAAAGUCCCGCCCCCACAGACGCCGGAACCGCAAACGCAGGGACGAGAGAAGAAGAUCCCCAUUCCGUGCAUGUGUCCUCUCACCAUGCAAACCCAUCUAAAAUGUGUGGGCGGGGGAAAAAAUCACUCAAUUUAAUAAAACAACAACAACAACAACAAAGAAUAGAAGAUUGUAAAGUUUACUUUCACACAUACGAAGACAGUCUUGUUAUUGUCAGAUGGCACACUCCACAGGCAAAAGAAUCAAGGGCCUCGCCUCGAUUCAGCACGUUGAGGAAAAGUGACCAGCUCUCUACGUAUAUAUGUCAUAGAUUUCUUCGUUCUGCCGAUAUUUUUUCUAACGCGAUAUAUUCUAUGAUGAGAUUUAGCCACUGAUUGAUGUUAAUAGCUUGUUUUUCCUCCCCAGUUUAAUAGAAUGUUUCCUUAGCGGUAGCUAACGCAACGAGUCAUGAUUGGGAAUAUUUAUUAGGGAGGUCAAAUAUGCUUAAGUCGGCAAGUAUGCGCAAUCUUGGGGAAAGUGGAAUCCGGAAAUUGCAAAUGUCAGAGUUUAGCAUUCUGACGUAUAGCGGCAGCGAGCGAGCGGUUCAAUGAAUAUUGCGAAUAGCGUUGGUGAGAGUGGACGUCCUUCUCUGGUUCCUCAUUGAAAUGCAAAACUUUGUCAAGUCGUCCAAUUUGCGGCGACCGUUGCUUUCGGCGAAUUGUAUAAUGUUGCUAUCCAAUGUAUAAAUGAAUCUCCAAAGCCAAAUUUGCGAAGUACUGCAAGCAGGACUUUCUUGAAAGCUUUCUCUGCGUCAAGUGACAUGACGAUUGCGUUGAGAUUUUUUUCUUUCCAACAGGCUCGAGAUCCAAAAAGCACAGCUCGAAACAUCCAAGAAUGGCUACGAACAAAGCAAAUUCAUGUAGAAGGGAUCUCAAUGUGCUUUACAUUAUUAAAACCAUUUCAAAACAAAGAAAGAGACAACAAAUGUACAGUGCCAGAAAUAUUUCAAAGUGGAAAUGCUCUAAAAAGCAGGAGGAAUAGGAAAGAAGGUGUAACCUGGACUUCAAAACAUCCCCCACUUCUUCCAUUUGUGCGCAGCAUAACAGCUAAAUGCUGCUUGAGCAUGUUUUUCUUGGAACUCGACCCGUGUCUGUCGAUCUCAGAGCCCGACUGGGUUUAUAUCCCAGUAGCCUUUCUUUCACGUAUUCAGGACCAAAACGUCGGACCGUUGUGAAGAAUCCUGAUCCGAGUCCUUUUGUCCAUAUGUGAAAGGAGCUGAAAAACGCAGCCUGGAGAAGGCCACCUUUGAUCUCGAGACAACCGGAGCAAUUCAUGUGCCAAGAUACCCGAUGAAAUCAUUUGAUGCAGCGAUUGCCUCAAAAGAUUGUGCAAACAAAAAUAUGAAAUAUUUCCAGACAUCAGGAACACGGACCCCCACGGAUCCAGUUUUCUCUCACCUGAAAACCUUCCUUUUCGGGCAGGCCUGUUCCCUUUGAUUGUUGUUUCCACUGUUAUUCUGUUCCUGUUCCUGUUGUCCUGACAGUCGCUGGUCUGCUGCAAACUGUUCAGUUCUUAAUUGUAUAUGGAUAUUUUUUGGUACUGUAUAUUUCAUUGUAUUUUAACCAUUUGAAUUGAAUUUGAGUGGCUCGGAAGGCACCUUAUAAAUACGACACGAGUGAGGAGAAGCGGCUCAGUAAAAGUUCGGUUGAUGGCAAACCAGUUGGAUUUUUUUUCCCCAAUUGUGUUGGACCACAAAAAUAAAACAAUGCCUGGUUAAUUUUCAGUUCUUCUCAGUUCCGAGUUAUUUCAGUCACUGUAUUCUUUAAUUUGGCAUAUGUCUGCAGCAUCAAAAUUAGCAUGGUUCGUGAGCAGUGUGACAUUGAAAGCGACACACGCUCACCCAACUGGCAGAGGAUUGGUGGUCGGUGUGCUGCAGAGGUGUGUGUGUGUGUCACGGUGGGAAACGGCAGGAGACCGAGCUGGUUGUGAAGAGCAAACGGUAUCCGAAUACCAUGUGCUGUAAAUGCUUUACAAGAAAAAAAAAAAAAAAAAAAAAAGGGAG